GUGCUUGCCCACGCAAUUUUUUAAGAUUUGCUCUGGAGAUUAACUUCUCAUUUUUUUCUCUGUUUCUGGGGCUGUGUUAGUCAUUAUUUAAUUUUCGCUUCAUGGAUGCCGGUGGUAAGUUGAAGAAAGGCGCCGGAGGAAGGAGGGGAGGCGGUCCGAAAAAGAAGCCGGUGUCUCGGUCCGUCAAAGCUGGUCUACAGUUUCCCGUCGGACGGAUCGGCAGGUACUUGAAGAAAGGAAGGUACUCUCAACGCGUCGGAACUGGAGCUCCUGUUUAUCUCGCCGCCGUUCUUGAAUACCUUGCCGCUGAGGUUCUGGAGUUGGCGGGCAAUGCUGCUAGGGACAAUAAGAAAAAUAGGAUCAUCCCGAGGCAUGUUCUGUUAGCGGUGAGGAACGAUGAAGAAUUAGGGAAGCUUCUGGCUGGAGUAACAAUUGCACAUGGUGGUGUUUUGCCUAACAUCAAUCCUGUGUUACUGCCUAAGAAAAAUGAGAAGGCGGUCAAGGAACCUAAAUCCCCAUCCAAAGCCACGAAGUCGCCCAAGAAGGCUUAAACUCUGUAUUGGCAAUGAAAUUAUUAUCUCUGUAUGUAGUCGAUAGUCUGUAUCUUUGUUUCGUAGGGAUAUUGUAACCGUUGUGGCACUAUCCUUGUUUUUAUUUCAAGUAAAUGAAAUGACAGCGCCUUGAUCCUCAA
Molecule: messenger RNA, 691 nt
Organism: Prosopis cineraria
Lineage: Eukaryota; Viridiplantae; Streptophyta; Magnoliopsida; Fabales; Fabaceae
Product: histone H2A
Exons: 2
Coding region: 102-551 (149 amino acids)
Cellular component (GO): nucleosome
Molecular function (GO): DNA binding; structural constituent of chromatin; protein heterodimerization activity
Source: RefSeq, a predicted model, not a curated record